AUGGAAAGAGGACGAGUAUCAAUUAAGAAACGCAGCUGGGACCAGAAGAAAAAGGCCAAUGAGAUCCAGGGGACUAAUGACCAUGCAUUGGGUCCCCCAAAAGACGGGGCCUACCCGCCGUUCACACUUCGCCAGUGGAACGAGGUCUUCGAUAUCUUCGCAAAGCUCAACAACAAGUGCCCACACCUGGAUGGCGACCUCACAGACAUGACAAUGAAUGAACUGAAGGGGUGUGUUCUGGUUAUCGUUGACAGCAAGGCAGGCCGACAGAUCGACGGCAUCUACCUGGCCGACCCUCACUUCUCCCGCCAUGAUGGAUACUCUUUCACCAGCGAGCCCGGGACCAUGAAUAGGGAACAGAUUGCUGAUAUGCGAAAAGGCCGCAACAUCCGUGAAGGGAGCGGCAAGGAGCAGUUCUGGGUUCUGUCCUGGACGCUUACUCCUGAUUUUGGUACAAUGUCAAGUAUGUCGACGAGGGGACUGGCGACAUCAUACAGUUAUGACUCCAUCUUUUGGAACGCAUACUAUGAGUUCACGCCCUUUUCGUUCCCCAACGUACUCUAUAUGGACGCUAUAGGAUUUGCAGAAGGGAUUGCGUCUAAGGGGCAGGAUGAUCUAUGGAAGGCAAGCAACGGCGAAUUGACUGCUAUGGCCAUGGCUGUGAACCUAGCCAUUGUGAGCAAGAAUUGUUAUGUGGGCGGGGGAUCAAUUUGGCCAGGGGAGGACCGCUCGAGUCCCGUCGGCGAUUGCCCGUAUGACACUCUCGGAGCCACAUCCUCAUUCACCGAUAAUAUGCUCAACUUCGUUUUCAAGCCUCAAAAUGAAGACUAA
This is a messenger RNA of Aspergillus viridinutans, 831 nucleotides long. RefSeq lists its product as uncharacterized. The coding region runs from base 1 to 831 and encodes 276 amino acids. The transcript is spliced from 3 exons. The record is from RefSeq and is a predicted model, not a curated record. Lineage: Eukaryota; Fungi; Ascomycota; Eurotiomycetes; Eurotiales; Aspergillaceae.